CGAAUGAAUGAUAUGUGGGCGGGGCUGAAAAUAGAGUAACGUAGAGCGACCAAUAGGAAAGGAAAGGUGGGUGGAAAUUGGGGAUCCGGAGAGGCGCAGUUUUCGGACGGAGAGAGUUAAAGCCAAGAUGCCGGUUCACUCCCGGGAAAAGAAGGAAAGUAACCACAAUGAUAUGGAGGUUGACUAUCCGGAAAAUGAGGGCAGUAGCUCCGAAGAGGACGACUUGGAUAGUUCCAGUGGGAGCGAAGAGGGAGACAGCUCGGAGAUGGAUGAUGAAGUCUGUGAAAGACGCCGAAUGGAAUGUUUGGAUGAAAUGUCUAACCUUGAGAGACAGUUUACAGAUCUCAAAGAUCAACUUUACAAGGAGAGGCUGAGCCAAGUGGAUGCCAAACUGCAGGAGGUAAAGGUAGCCAAAGCACCCGAAUAUCUGGAACCCCUUGCAAAUUUACAGGAAAACAUGCAGAUCAGAACUAAAGUAGCAGGAAUAUAUCGUGAGCUGUGCCUAGAGUCUGUGAAGAACAAACAUGACUGUGAAAUUCAAGCAGCACGCCAGCACUGUGAGAGUGAAAAGCUGUUGCUUUAUGACACGGUGCAGAGUGAACUGGAAGAGAAAAUACGUAGACUGGAAGAAGAUCGCCACAGUAUUGAUAUUACCUCUGAACUCUGGAAUGAUGAGCUACAGUCGAGGCGGAAGCGAAAGGACCCGUUCAGCCCUGUUAAGAAGAAAAAGCCUGUUGUAGUGUCUGGUCCAUAUAUAGUUUAUAUGUUACAAGACUUGGAUAUCCUUGAAGAUUGGACAACAAUAAGAAAGGCAAUGGCUUCAUUUGGACCUCACAGGGUAAAACCCGAAGUUACAGUCAAGAUAGAGAAACAUCAGCACAGUGCCAGAUCAGAAGAAGGUCGACUACAUUAUGAUGGAGAGUGGUAUGGUCGAGGACAGACCAUUUGCAUUGACAAAAAAGACGAGUUUCCAACCAGUGCCGUUAUCACGACAAUAAACAGUGACGAGGUCUGGUUUAAGAGGCAAGAUGGCAGCAAAUCAAAACUGUACAUUUCUCAGUUACAGAAAGGAAGAUACAGCAUCAAGCAUAUCUGAUUGUCUGCUUGAUAACCCUCACCUGCUCCAGGCAGCUUCUCGCUCUUGCAACAGGAACGGUGCCAUUUUAUGGAAUUCUAUGUAUUUAACUACCUUCAUUUCUUGUAUUUGCAAGUAUUACUUCAACUGUGUAAGUGAGUGUGUAUUGUGUAAUAUCAUGGCUAGAAGUAUGUGUCUGCUUAUCUGUGUACCUUGUCAAGGUAAUAAUCAGUGUGGAUAUUUAUAUUCUGUUGGGUACAAAGACUGACCUCAUUAAUUGCCAAAACCACAUAAAAAUGGGCAGCCACAGCCAAUGCUCAAUAUAUGUUACACGGCAUUGUGGCUUAAAGGGACACAAAUAGUGCAAUACAGUUUAUAAGAAAUCUGCUCCUGUUGUGACAUGGUAGAAGUUGAAUGAUUAAGUAUAGAGAGGUGGAUAAAGCCAUGUGUUCUGUCCUCUCAAUAGUAUUCUCUCACUAUGGUGUGCAUAUCUGUGGGCUGCAUCCAUGUUUCUUGGAACUGCUGGGAACAUAUUUUAUCUUUAUAUUGUUUUUUUUUUUUUUUAUUAAACCAGGAGCAAAGCCUGAACAUUUAAGAUGUGCCACCACCGCAUGUGAAGAUUUUAUAACUGUGACUAUGACCAUUAUUUUUCUUUCUUGCAUAAGCAUUUGUAUUUUAGCAUUCGUGUGUCUUUGUAUCAAAUUUAUAUCAAAUCAUAUUUUAAAAAUCCAUUUGGAGUGCACACAGUAUUCAAAAGUCUGAGCCAGUGUCUGCUGUGCACCACCAGGGAUUUUUUAUAUGCUGGCAUGUUUGACGUACUUUAUUAAUGGUGUGAAAUAUUGAGGAUUGGGAGACAUUCGCUGACGGUCCCUGCAUCCUCCAGCUCAAACGGAAUCCAGUAUUUAUGAAGUGUUGCAUUUAAAGGGGAACUAAAGUGAAGAUUGAAUAUACUGUAAGCUUCAUCAUACUGAAAUAAGAAACUUUCUAAAUAAUCAUUGACAGUUAGAACCAAUAUAUCUUAUAGGGGAAGCUUCCUUUUCUAGCAGAUGAAUUAGAGCUCACGGAAAUAACCUAUUCCAGUACUGAUUCCAGUACCAACAAAAUCUAACAAAUACUGCCUUUUACACAAAUCCUGCAUGUAGAGAGACACAAUGUCUGGUGAGUUUAAUAGAGUGAUCUCUAAUACAUCUUCUAGGCAAAAGGAGCCUCCCUAUAAGAUAUAUUGGAUCUAACUGUCAAUGAUUAUCAGAUGCCCAACUGCUGCAUGAAGACAGAAUGAAGAGAAACAGAUGCUGAGAGAGGAAUAAGUGAAAAUAAACAUGAUUUUUCAAAAACGGUAUAGAAUUAAUUGAUUUGUAUUAUGAGAACAUGCAUAUCCGGAAAGAAGGAAUGAUCUGUGAAAACCGGAAGCUAUCCUUUUCUCUCAUAUCUUAGCAGUUUAGUAAGAUAUAAAGAUGAAUUUCAAGAUUAAAGAUCAGAUUGUCAUAAUCAACCCUGUAUAAUAGGCAAACCUAAUUUCCUGCUUAAAGGGAUUCUGUCGUGAUUUUUAUGAUGUAGUUUUUAUUUCUAAAUUACACUGCAAAUAAUUCACUCUACAAUAUAAAAUGUCAUUCCUGAA
Molecule: messenger RNA, 2693 nt
Organism: Xenopus laevis (African clawed frog)
Lineage: Eukaryota; Metazoa; Chordata; Amphibia; Anura; Pipidae
Gene: brms1l.S
Product: BRMS1 like transcriptional repressor S homeolog
Exons: 10
Coding region: 128-1096 (322 amino acids)
Cellular component (GO): nucleus; nucleoplasm
Source: RefSeq, a predicted model, not a curated record